CAGUUGUGUGGUUGUGUGUGCGAGCGUUGCAUGUAAACGGCAGUACGCUGUAUUACGUUCUUUCACUCUUGUGGUUGUUUUGUAUGAUGCAUGCGGUGCGAUCUUCGUACAAGAUGAAUGAUAAAACAUCGGAGGUGCGCUGAGCAGAUGGUGGCCAGGUGACAGUGGCAGCCCAUGGCUGGGCGCCAUUCCGAGGGGGGGUCUCCCAGCAGCCCCCCUAAGGAGGAGGACCUCCGGCCAGCGGUGGGGGCAGGCCGCAACCUGGCUGUCCAGGUGCACUUGCUCGAUGACACAGUGAACACGUUCAAUGUGCAGUACAAGGCGGCUGGGCGUGUUCUGUUUGACCAAGUCUGCCGAGUCAUCAACUUGCUUGAAGUGGACUACUUUGGCCUGGAGUACGCUGAUAGCAAUGGGACCAAGUACUGGCUGGAUAAUGAGAAGCCCAUGUGCCGCCAGAUGGGCCUUUCUAUGGUGUCACCUGUCAUGUACUUUGCUGUCAAGUUUUAUACACCUGAUCCAUGUCAACUUGAAGAGGAGUUUACAAGGUACCUGUUCAGCCUGCAGAUCAAGAGGGACCUUUCGCAGGGUCUGCUCCAGUGCAGCGACCCCACUGCUGCACUGCUGGCCUCCUACAUUGUCCAGGCUUCAUGUGGGGAUUACGUGGCAGAAGACUACCCUGAUGCCUCAUACCUGUCAAGCUACAAGUUUGUGCCCCACCAGGAUGCAGAGCUCGAGGCACGCAUCAUGGAGUGCCAUCAGCGGCAUGUGGGCCAGAGUCCGGCCCAGGCGGACCUCAAUCUGCUGGAGACAGCACGUCGCUGUGAGCUGUACGGGGUGCGGCUGAGCCCCGCCCAUGACUCCGAGGGCCUCUCUCUCAACUUGGCAGUGGCCCACAUGGGUGUCAUAGUGUUCCAGGGCACCACACGCAUCAAUACCUUCUCCUGGGCCAAAAUCCGCAAGCUGAGCUUCAAGCGCAAGCGCUUCCUCAUCAAGCUCCACCCGGAGGGAUACGGCUACUACAAGGACACUGUGGAGUACUUCUUUGAAAGCCGCAAUGAGUGCAAGAACUUCUGGAAAAAGUGCAUAGAGAACCAUGCAUUUUUUCGCUGCACUGAGGUCAAAAAGAGCCCCCGGCAGAAAGCACGGCUCUUCAGCCGAGGUUCAUCCUUCAGGUAUAGUGGUAGAACGCAGAAGCAGAUUGUUGAAUAUGUUAGGGAGAACUAUGUCAAGAGGCAGCCCUUUCAAAGAUCAACAAGCCUGCGCUUACCUUCUCGUGGUAGUGCUGGCACUUCAGACAAUGAGGAGAACAUUCAGUCAGCAGCUGCCGCAACCUCAGAACCAAGUUCUCCACGACGGGACACAAGCCGUGAAACACCUCGCCUUACUGAGGGUGCUGUGACACCUAGCCAGGACACAGACGACAACAUCUCACAUGAUUCGUAUCGACUGGAGGAAGGGGACUCGUCCAUCGCUGCACCCACACCAAGUGCCGACAAUUCAAUUGCCCUUGAUUUGAGUCCUCCCACCACAUUGCCAGUGUGCUCGUCACCGAGCACAGCCUGCAUGAGAGAAGAGCACAGCCCAGAGCAAGUGCCACCACCAAACAACAACAACAACUUGCAUUGUGUUAGCAACGACGGAAUGCUUUCAACAUCCUGCUACAAACAGGACCUGGCUGGUGAUGCCUGCAGAAAGAUGUUCCCGCUGGAGUACUUCAUUAGUAAGGAGCUGCUGAUGACAGAACGCAGCUACAAGAAGGACCUGGAAGUGGUAGUGGUGGCCUUUCGGGAAUGGUCUGAGAAACUUGGCUCAUCUGAAACAGCCUCACUUUUCUCACUGCUCGCACCCAUCUACAAGCUGCACUGUGGUCUGCUUCAUGAACUUGAACAGCAAAUGGCCUCUUGGGACAGCAAGCCAGUUUCUUCCACUGCUCAAGGCAUUGGUGCGCUCAUGCUGGACUACUUGCACUUGUUGGAGCUGGAUGAGCGGUACCUGGAGAUGCUGCCCCACAUUCUGGAGCGCUUGUACACAGGACCACACUGUGAGCAGUUGUGCCGAGAGUUUGAGCUGCUGCGAGACUGCUACCUGCCCUUGUCGCUGUUCCUCCUGCGUCCAGUGCACCGAAUAUUCCACUACUGCGCCCUGUUUGAAAGGUUGCACAGCUGUUAUCCACAAAGCCAUGCUGACAUUGCUGCUAGCCAAGAAAUGCUGCAGCAGCUCAGGAGAUUCACCACAUGCCACAAGGAGGCCCUGCAUAGACUGGAGAACCACAUCAAGAUGACUGAACUGGAGCGAGACCUCGUUGGUCUGGACAACCUCAUUCAGCCUGGAAGGGAGUUUGUGCGAGAAGGAUGCCUACAGAAGCUUUCCAGGAAGGGCUACCAGCAGAGGAUGUUUUUCCUGUUCUCCGACAUGCUGAUAUACGCAAGCCGUGUGUCUUCCUCUGGGCCGCGGCUUCAGUUUAAAGUGCACGGACAGCUGCCACUUCAGGGACUCAUGGUCGAGGAAACAGAGCCAAAAGCUGAAGCUGCCUUUCGCUUUACCAUUUAUGCUGCCAAUCGUGCCCUCAUGGUUGCCGCUGGGUCAGAGGAGGAACGACAGCGAUGGAUACAUGACCUGUGUGACUGCAUUGAGAUGGCCCGAGACCACAAAGGCCUCUACUACACAAGCCUCAAAUCCUGCCACUCGUCAGAUGAGCGGCUAGAUAGGUCAGGGGCAGAAAGUGUGCGGCAUUCCAAUUCGGCACAGAGCCCAGUCCAUGCCACCACUACAUUGCACCUCUGCUGGCAUCGCAACACCAGCAUUGGCCGAUGCCAGUACCAGCAGGCAUUCCUGCACUACCUCAGUGGCUACCUGCUGCGCAAGUUCAAGAACAGCAGUGGAUGGCAGAAACUGUGGGUGGUGUUCAGCAACUUCUGCCUCUUCUUCUACAAGUCCUUUCAGGAAUCUGUGCCCCUGGCGAGCCUUCCACUGCUGGGCUACACAGUGGCACAGCCUGGUGACCAGAUGGGUAAGCAGCAUGUCUUCAAGCUGCAGUACCGCAGCCACGUCUACUUCUUUCGUGCUGAGAGCGAGUACGCUUAUCAGAGGUGGAUGCACGUUAUCAGCAGUGCAGCCGUCAAGAAAGCCUGAAUUUGCAAGCACCUGAAGAACAGUAUAUGUUAGCUGCUCAGGCAUCCUGGGAACAACGCAAGACAUUAAUGCAAACAUACUAUGGUGUAUACCUUAGUAUGACUUGUUGUUGGGCUAGUUGGUACAUGCUACUUAAAAUUAAUUAAACGCAUAGCAUCAGAGGAAGAAAAACCUCUGAUCCUGUGCAACUAAUUCACUUCAAAUAUACUAUGGCGUGUUGCCUGGACAUAGUGUUCCUGGCUUGAGCUCCAAAAAGCACUCUGAAGCCCAGACUUAAAAUGUAGCAUGACUCGGUUUAGUACAGAAAAACCUGUGCCCUGACAUCAUUGCUAUGCUUCCUGCUUUUUGCAGCAGUAUGUAGAUGCGAGGAACUAAUGUUGCCAUCAUUGCUUCACCAUUUUGGCAUUGAGGCAGUAGGCCAGCUCCACUCUGAGGCAUGCUUGCAUUUUAAACCGCAUUGAGCGAGUUGGUUGUUAAAGAAUGGUGGUUCAGUGCCUCUUGUUUUAUGUGCAUGGAGUUUUUUGAUCCCUGAUCAAUCACUGAAAAGGUGCGUUCCAGUGUUUAACUGAUGGUCAGUAUGGUGCUAAUGCAAGGUGUUCUCACAAUGUCUCCAAAGUGACAACACUGCAGGGUACUGAAACAUGGUGCUAGGUACUCUAGAAACUUCAUCAAUCAUUCUACUGACAUUGGCUAUGCUCAGUGGCUGUCCUGCUUUCUUUAUCCUUUAGAGCUUGUUUCUCGGUGUCAUAAAAUGAAAAUAAGAACUAAAAUUGUGUGCAUGCAUUGGAUUUCAUUUUACGUCAAUCUUGGUAAGACCUUGCAAGGUUCAGAAACUGUUCUGACAAGUUUUUGACAAGCAUUGGAGUGCUAAAGCACCUGAAAGAUUGCAUUGGGCACAUAUCUCUGGGCUGUUGGCCAAUCCAUCAUGAAUAUAUUCCAGCCCACAGUGUACAGCUGUUGUUGGUAUGUAACUUUCUCAUUCUCCUUAGUAUGGAACAUCCUCAAGAGGGAGGAUGUUCCAUACUAAGGCUCUUGGAAAGCAUUCCAGCAGAGGCACAUUAGCUCCCAGAGCAUUUUUUUUUUUUUUUUGGCAAAUGAGUGAUGACAUUCUCUUACCAAUUUUAUUUUUAUAAAGCCUGUUCGAACAGUUUUGUUAUCACCACUCGUGUUCGUUGCUGUCAUUGUGGUUAAGAAAAUCCUUAGCAGGAAUUAAGGAUGCUUUGCAGUAACAUUAUGUUUUUAUACUCAUAUUUGUCACUUGUAUAUGAAAAACACAAAUGCAUCUUAUUUAGCUGAAAGCUCAGGCAAGCAUGUGAUUUUAAUUUGCCUCAUUCUUGGCUGCUGUUUGGGGGAAUUAAUUCUUUUGCCUUGCUGUCGAAUCUGUACUCCCUGGCUUUCUCUAUUGUCUACAAUUGUUUCUAACUUGUGUGGCCCUUCCCUGUAUAAGUAUAUAUCUUUCAUUCUAAACAAAGUUGAUCUGACCAUUGUUUUUGAUGUGCUGUUGUGCUCUUUGCAAAGUUUCUGCUGCUGCAAUGUUUAUUCUGCGUGUCAAACAGGCAUUUUAUUCAGUUUAUGCAGUGCAUAGUUUGUAAAAAUGCAGUUGAGCCUUGAUUAACAAAUUAUUGCAUAAUAACGAAGUAAAUUGAAAUUUUGGUUGAUCAUGUUUUAGUUCAAUGGAGUAUUCUCUUGCUAUAAUGAAACAGGAAAUAUGGAAUUCAACAUGGCAUCAGUUAUAGAAAAGCAAAUUUUUGUUCGCACAUGCCUUUUGGAUGUCUGAUUUUUCAAACCCGUGCAAUUAUUCGGGUUUCCUUGCCGCACCACCACCUAAAAUCGCUACUUUGGUUUCAGACUCCUAAUGAUGAGGUGCUGGUUAAGCCUAGCAGCCUAAGCAAUGUGGCUGUGCCAAAAAUUUGCCAGCAGCUGGCAGAGUGGCUGGUGGCAAAUCGCCACGGGAAGCUCACCAUCAGUGUUUGUACUCAUAGACUUGGCAAUCAAGCGCGAGAUCACACACUUAGGCUAGACUGACAGCCGUAGCAGCAGAGAUUGGAUCCAUGUGCACAAUGGCGCAGUCAGAAGUUUAUUUCAAGGGGUCGUCUCUGCCAACAACUACCACCGCUCCUCCUCCUUCACCUCUCUCUCUUCUAUAUAUAUAUCCUGUCCUUAGGGUAUUUGUUAGCUUCCUAUGAUAUGACUAAUAAGCAUCAUGAUGCCCCUCUAUUUCUUUUCUUCUCAUUAAUAUGAGGUGCGUUCAAAAAGAAACCGAACUUUUGUUAUCACACCUUUACUGUUUAUGGUGCAACAUUUUAAGUGCUGUCCCCUUUAAAAUAUUCCCGUCUACUGGCAAUGCACUCUUCCCAUCUUUUCUUCAAUUUUUGGAAAGCCUCCUGGAACGCACUUUCUGGAAUGCCACGCAGGUCUCUUCUCGCAUUGUCCUGGAUCUCCUCUGCGGUUUGGAAACGACGUCCUUUCAAAGUAGUU
This is a messenger RNA of Dermacentor silvarum, 5610 nucleotides long. It is a transcript of the gene Cdep, whose product is annotated as FERM, ARHGEF and pleckstrin domain-containing protein 2-like. The record is from RefSeq and is a predicted model, not a curated record. The coding region runs from base 175 to 3132 and encodes 985 amino acids. Gene Ontology annotation, molecular function: cytoskeletal protein binding; guanyl-nucleotide exchange factor activity. Gene Ontology annotation, cellular component: cytoskeleton. The transcript has 24 exons. NCBI's taxonomy places the organism in Eukaryota, Metazoa, Arthropoda, Arachnida, Ixodida, Ixodidae.